Messenger RNA from Jatropha curcas, 2344 nucleotides. The record is from RefSeq and is a predicted model, not a curated record. NCBI's taxonomy places the organism in Eukaryota, Viridiplantae, Streptophyta, Magnoliopsida, Malpighiales, Euphorbiaceae.
AAAAAAAAGCGCCAAAAAAAAAAAAAAAAAAAAAAGAAAAGAGAAAAAAAGCGCCAAAGCUCAUUCACCUGUCGCUGGACAAAUCCCCUAAUCAAGCGAUCACAUCAGUGCAAAGACACGAUAAAUUGAAGGUCUUUGCUCUUUAAUAUGGAGAAUUUGCAGUACGCGGAGGAGUUGGUGAGAGAGUUCCUAGUUUUUAGAGGCUUUACUAGCACUCUACAAGCUUUCGAGAUGGAAUUAUCUACCGAUAUUGGUAAAGGGUUUCAAGUGGAUAAGAUAUUAGACUUAAUCUUCUCCAUUUACAUUCCCAAAUUUCAAGCAGAUAAAUUGGUCGGUCUACUUGGUUUCUUCGAGCAGUGUUUUUCUUCGUUGUCUGAGACUGUACUUGUUUCUACUUUAUCGAAAUUGAAGAUUUCUAUUCUCCGUUAUUAUAUUGUUUAUGCGAUGACAUCAGGAAGGAAAGAUAAAGUUUUGGAAUUUUUUGGAAUGAAUGGGAAUGAUUUGUUGCAAAGAGGUGGUGAUUGGACUCCAUGGUUUGCUAUUCCUUAUUUGAAGAAUCCUAGCUUGGAUCCCCAGUUUCGAAUUUAUUUCUCCAAGGAAUGGUAUGAAGCAUUGCGCCUUUCUGUGAGGAAUUUUUUCAGUGAGAUCUUCAAUGGUACUCGCAUCCCUGCUCUGUUAAAGAUCAGUUCAGAAAAGAACACAAUCAACCAUCUCAAGAAGGACAUCAAGCAGUUAAAUCUCAAGCUAUCACAACUCCAGGCUUUAUUAGAGGAAAAAGAGGCUCAGUUGUGCCAGUUAAAGAGUAAUGCCAACAAUUCUGCAUCACCGUUGGAUGCUAAUGUUGGUGAACCCGAGAAUUCAACUCCAUCAAGUGUUGAGCAUGGAGAAAAUCCUAUGAGAACUGUGGACAUUUGUGCUUCUGCUACUCCAAGUAAAGGUGGAACAGAGAUGGCUCAAGAAAGGGCUGUAGGUGGACCUGCCAAAGACAUACCAGCAUUUGGCAUGUCCAAGCCUGCAAAUGAUUCGAUCUCUAGGAUUGACAUUGAAUAUGGGAAAACUAGUGAUGCGACUCAAAAGAUCGAUAUAGACAUGUACAAUGACAAUGGAAGUGAAAUACUGGGUGAAGUCGAAUUCCCUGAAGUGCAAGUAGAAUUCCAGGAGACGUUUUUAGGCCAUACGAGUCCAAUAAGUCGAUGCCGCUUCUCUGCAUCUGGGAACAAUAUAGCCAGUGCUUCUGUUGAUGGAACAGUCAGAAUAUGGACAUAUGACUCGUCAACUUCGACAUCUAGAAAUGCAACCAUAUAUUGUGGGGCAGAGAUUUUGUCUCUUGAUUGGGAAUGUAAAUCUGAUCGCCUGCUUCUCAUAGGCACUGCUGAUGGAGGCAUUAAGGCAUGGAAUGUUGAUGCAAAGCGAGUUGUUUGUGAUCUCAAUACAAGUGAAGCAUUUCCCAGUGUCUUGGAUCUAAAAUGCAGCCCUGUAGAACCAGUUUUUGUUUCUGCAGCAGCAUCUAAAAGGCAUGGCUCAAGCUAUCUUGACAGUUUAGGAUUUGCUUCCUUAACAGUAUGGAACAUGAAGACAUGGAGAGCUAUGACAGUUCUUCCUCUUGGUGAAGAUCCACCUGCAAUUACUUCCCUAUGCUUCAAUCACAAUGGAAAGAUUUUAGCAGCAGCUGCAACUGAUGGAAUGAUCCACAUGUUUGACAUGUCUGCCGGUCUACAAAUUACUGGGUGGCCUGCACAUGAUUCUGCUAUAAAUUCUAUUCAUUUUGGGCCAGAUGAAACUAGCAUUUUCAGCUUGGGCUCAGAUGGGAAGAUUUUUGAAUGGAGCUUGCAAAACCAAGGUCAUGUCCUUUGGUCAAGGAGUUGUAGCAGGUUCUUUGACCCUGAGACCUCAAAAUAUUGUAGACAUGAAAUGGCUUUGGAUGCCAAUGGGAGGAGACUAGUAGUAACAUCUGGUGCUGUAAGAGCGCCCAUAUAUCAGGUUCGGGGUCAUAUGAAUGGUUUGAGAACUCUUCCACACAGUGCAGCUAUAACUACUGUGGAUUGGCACCCAACUUUACCCAUUUUCUUGACUGGUUCAGCUGAUCACUCGGUUCGAGUGACAUCAUUAUCAUAAUAAUCCUCUCUUUUCUUUUCUUCCAAAGACACUUUUUUUCUUUACUAUCAAUUAGGAUGCUAGAAAUCAAUAUAGUGCGAAAUGUUUUGAAUUUCAGCAUUGAUCUUGGAACAGUAAUUUUUCCCCCCCAUUUUGAAAGGGGAGGGGAGGGGAGGGGCAUGUUGUAAUUUAAUCAACUCUGUAUUUGUAUUAUAAAUAUUAUAAUGUAAUAUUCAUUCUCAUUCUUUGA